This is a messenger RNA of Polistes dominula (European paper wasp), 2517 nucleotides long. RefSeq names its product ADP-ribosylation factor-binding protein Gga (gene Gga). Gene Ontology annotation, biological process: intracellular protein transport; Golgi to plasma membrane transport; protein localization to cell surface. The record is from RefSeq and is a predicted model, not a curated record. Gene Ontology annotation, molecular function: ubiquitin binding; small GTPase binding; phosphatidylinositol binding. Lineage: Eukaryota; Metazoa; Arthropoda; Insecta; Hymenoptera; Vespidae. Gene Ontology annotation, cellular component: trans-Golgi network.
UAAUAUAUAAUCGAUAAUAACUUUCCAUACUAUAUAUAUAUUUAAAGUUUCUGUUUAAAAGAAGGAAUAAAAUUAUCGGCAAGUGAUUCAAGAUGACAUGGUUGUGUUAUUUUAUCUGUCAUUAAGGUAUUCGUCUAAUAACAAGUUUAACGAAGUAAAUAAAUCUAUUAAAAUGGAUGUUGUAACAACCAGUCUUGAAGCUUUGAUUCAAAGAGCUACGAAUCCACAGAAUCAGAAAUCUGAUAUAGCAGCUAUCGAAGCGUUCUGUGUUAUGGUUACGAAAGAAACAGAAGGUGUUCAAAUAGGCAGUAAAUUAUUAGCAACGCACAUUCAAUCAUCUAAUGAAUCUGAAGCUCUUCAAGCUCUUACAGUGUUAGAUACAUGUAUGAGAAGAUGCGGUCCAAAUUUCCACGCAGAGGUUGGAAAGUUUCGUUUUUUGAAUGAAAUGAUACGACUUGUAUCACCAAAAUAUUUAGGUAAUACAACUCCUGUCGCUGUACGUCGAAAAGUAUUACAGUUAUUGUACUUAUGGACAAAAGAAUAUCCACGAGAAUCAAAAAUCAAGGAGGCCUACGAAAUGCUUAGAAAGCAAGGAGUCGUAGAGGAGGAUUCAGUACCUAUUAUAAGUGAUAUAGAUGAAACCUUUAAAACACCUAAAGCAAAGAAUGCGAUAUUUGAGGAUGAGGAAAAAUCAAAGUUGUUACAGAAAUUAUUACAAAGUAAAAAUCCUGGUGAUUUACAAGCUGCUAAUAGAUUGAUCAAAACUAUGGUAAAAGAGGACGAAAGAAGAGUACAAUUGAAUUCACGAAGGAUUAUGGAACUGGAAUCAGUUCACAAUAAUGUCAAAUUAUUAUCUGAAAUGUUAGAUUCAUAUAAUCAAAAUGAAACUAGUCCUGAAGAUCUUGAAUUAAUGAAAGAACUUCAUCAAGCUUGCGAACGUUUAAAACCCACCGUUUUAAGAUUGGCUAAUGAAACUCAAGACAGUGAAGAAAUGCUUGGUGAUGUACUCGCAGCGAAUGAUGCAUUGGGUCAAGUAUUUGAUAAAUAUACUGCUGUGAUAAUUCUCGGUCAAAAAUUUACUAAAACUAAUAUUAAUAAUGAUCCAUCAUUAUUGGAUUUAUCUUCUCCGAUUGAUUCUGCUAGUUCUGAAUGUACUUCAAAUGUAGAAACAGAUAAAACUAAUAAUACAGUGACAACAAAUUCACAAUCGGACAUGGAAGUUCUUGGAGAUAUAUUUAAUUCUUUAGGAAAGUCUAUGGAUUUUUCUUUAACUGCAGAUACAAAUAUUUUAAUGCCAGAACCAUUGAUUAUGGAUCCGAUAAAUGCUCAACAAAAUGGAAAGAAAAUUGGCGAUAAUGCUGAUACACCUGAGAAAAAAAUGGAUAGCAAAGCCAGAGCAUUAGAGGAAUUAAAUGAAUUGGGAGAAUCUCUCCUUAAACAAAGUUUGUCAUAUAAAGUGGCAAAAGAGUUGCCUUCGGAUGGAAAAAAAAUGUCUUUAGCUAAUGUUGGUAAACUUCAAUCAAAAUUUGAUCAUCACAAUUCUAUGGGUUUAACUUCUACGAAUAAUAAUGCAACACAACAAAAUAUAAUAGAUAAAUCAAGUAAAAAUGAAAAUGAUAAAGUUAAAAGAGAUUUAAUAUCUCCUAGUUUUCUUAAUGGUGAUGAUACAUUAGUCGAUGUAUCGCAACCUACUGAUAAAAAUAAAAACAUUGAAACAAGUGAAAAAAAUACAUCGACAAAAGUAAACGAUAUACCAGCAUUAACUUCUGAUUCUGAACCAAUGAUCAAGUCUCUAGCUGAUAUUAAUGUUAAUCUUCAAGAUAUUAAACCAGGUAAAAAUCCACCAAUAACAGUAAUAGAAGAAAAAAAUGGUAUCUCAGUAGUACUUCAUUUUGCACAAGACAGUCCAAGACCAGAUGUUUCUGUAAUAGUAGUUACAACAAUGAGUAAAAAUGCCAAACCACUUAGCAAUUAUUUGUUCCAAGCCGUAGUACCUAAGAAAUGUAAGUGUAGACUUCAACUUCCUUCUGGUACAGAAUUACCAGCACAUAAUCCGUUUCUUCCACCUUCAGCGAUUACACAAAUAAUGUUAAUUGCAAAUCCACUUAAGCAAUCAGUAUCUUUAAAGUUUAUGUUGAGUUAUACGAUGGACGAUGAGACUUUUACUGAAAUGGGUGAAGUGGAUAGACUUCCACAUCUAUAAAAUUAAUAAGAUCAAAUAGAACAUAAGAAGAAUGUGAGUAAUAUGACGAUAAUGAUUUUUUUUAAAUACAAAUGAAGAGUAUUUCUGGACUGAGCAUUUACUACUACAUUUCACUCCAUUAUAUAUCACUGGGACAAAACUGAAUCUUAUUAGCAUAAGUGAAUGUGGAAUGUUCUUUUAUUACAAUCUAUAUACAUAUAUUAUAUAUAUAUAUAUAUAUAUUUUUUUUUUUUCCUAACAUUUCAAAGAACAGUCUCUUAAUAAUGCAGACAUUAUGUAGGUAUAGAAAAAAAAGUAUUUACUUGAAUUAUUUC